UACUGAGCCCUUCUUCAUUUAGGGCCCUGCUAAAGUUUUGUUUGACUAUAAAAAGUGUUGCUGCUUAUUGGGUUCGAGAUGAAGUACAGUUUUUUUGCUAGGUGAGAUGAAAUAAUCGAAUAAUCGAUGAGCAAUUGUAUCGAGACACCCACCAAAAAGCAGAAGACUGUUCUUGAAAGCCAACAGGGGAAUACAAUAGAAAAGCCAAAACUUUUCAUACAAAGAUAUGACUUCAGGAAGGGGUUACGUUCUGAAAACCUCUUCCUAAAGAAAAUUCCACUUCUCUUCCGAUUAUGAGACCAAAAGGUCCAAAACCAUCAAAUCCAAUCAGACUGAGACCAUUUGCUUGUUGGGUCUUCGAAAUCGUUUCCCUUUCCUAUGAUUUUUGGCCUCUUCUAUGUUCUGUUCUUUCUUGGAGCAUGAAUUUGUUCAGAGAAUUCCAUAUUGUUUAUGGCCUACCUAGUACUUCUUGAUAGAAAUCCCCAAUCCUUCAUUUUCGUUCCCAUUUUCCAUGUCAAUUUAGGCUUCCUCCUUUAUUGAAUUUGUCUAGGAACGCAUUGUUACCGAAAGGAGAUCCUUGUUUAAUAAAAUAAGGGUUUAACGGUCGGUGCACGUUGUCAGGUUGUCUUUGUGUUAAAACCUUUGCAGAAUUAAAGAAAAACGCCUCAGAUUCUUCCUUUCCCUAUCAUUAAGGUGGUUUUGCAUCUAAGUUCAUCUUUUCCAAGAGUCUCAGAUCAGCAUCAUCAUUAGAAUUUGGAAUUAUCGUAAUGGGGAGGAAGUUGCUUCGGGAUUUUUGACAUUUCUGCAGAGAAAGCUUUCGUUCACGAAAAACCCAGAUCACAAUCAUCUCUGCAAACCGAAAUUCUCUUUUGGAGCAGAGUUCUAGUAAUCCAGUUGCUUCUUUUAUUGCAUAACACUGGUUUCGCUUCUUCUCUAUUUCGUUCUUAAUUCUGUCCCAGUCCCAGAGCAGAAAUUCUGUGCAAAAAUAACUCACGUUAAUUCCACAAUGUUACUUUCUGUAAAAGCCCAUUUUCCCGCUCCCACCCUGAUCUGACACCAUUGCAUUUGCUUCUAAGGAUUUCCUCAGAAGUUGCGUUCUCUCUUUUUAAUUCUCACAUCAUGGGUUGCAUACAUGGUAAGUGCUGUAGUCGUUAUCCAUCCUCCUCUGACGGAGAUAUCCCAGACUCGCAAGAAGUUGGUCCGUGUUGUAGCAGCAGCAACCUCCAUGUUCAUGGAAAUCAUGGCGACGCACUCACUGAGAACUCGUUGGAGUUGGCCCUCGUGCCUUCCCACAAGUUCUGUUUGGGGUAUUCGGUCCUCACUAAACGAGGCUACUACCCUGACUUUCCUGAUAAAGAAAAUCAAGAUAGUUUCUGCAUCAAGACCCAGGUCCAAGAUAAUCCAAACCUCCAUUUCUUUGGGGUCUUCGAUGGGCACGGUCAGUUCGGCACCCGGUGUUCGAAUUUUGUUCGAGACAGGUUGAUAGAAAUCCUCUCUAGUGAUCCUGCAUUGUUGGAUGAUCCUGUAAAAGCAUACACUUCUGCAUUUCUAGCCACAAAUUCCCAACUUCACGAUAGCGAGAUAGACGAUUCAAUGAGCGGUACCACUGCAAUUACUGUUCUGGUCAGUGGAAACACGCUCUUUGUUGCAAAUGUGGGUGACUCAAGAGCAGUAAUGGCGGUCGAGAAUGGGAAUCGGGUUGUUGCAGAGGACUUGUCACACGACCAGACACCAUUUAGGAGGGAUGAAUACGAGAGAGUGAAGCUUUGUGGGGCAAGGGUUUUGAGUGUCGAUCAGGUAGAAGGACUGAAGAACCCAGACAUUCAGACCUGGGGUGAUGAAGAAAGUGAGUGUGGCGAUCCCCCAAGGCUGUGGGUACAGAACGGGAUGUAUCCUGGGACUGCAUUUACCAGGAGUGUGGGCGAUAGUACAGCUGAGAAGAUUGGUGUAAUUUCUGUUCCCGAGGUAUUGAAGAUUCAGCUCACACCUAACCACCUGUUCUUUGUGAUUGCAAGCGAUGGUGUUUUCGAAUUUCUCUCCAGCCAAGAUGUUGUCAAUAUGGUGAUGGGAUAUACAGAUCCUCAAGAUGCAUGUGCUGCCAUUGCUGGAGAAUCAUAUAGGCUAUGGUUAGAGCAUGAAAAUCGAACAGACGAUAUCACAAUCAUCAUUGUACAUAUUAAAGAUCUAACUAAUGUAUGAAGGGGAUAAGUAUUCCUCUCGCCACUGGUUUUAGGUGCAAAUGAAAUCAGAUGUCCCAUCAGGUGGUGGUGGGUGGACUGUAAGCCUAUAGUGGUUUAGUCAUGUUGUGAUAAGAAUGCAGAGGAGUGACACUGUGACACCACCUGCUGGAGAUGGCUAUUUAUUGCAGUUAAUCUCUACUGAAAGGUUGUUUGCCAGAUGUUUUUGUGAGUUCCAUUAGUCAGGUUCUGAUGCUACUGAUGGAACAAGUGGAGACGUGGAGUUACCAGCAAAUCAGCUCUGUUGAUGAUAGGAGAAGGAUUUUCUGAAAUACCUGUUUCCACCAGAUCAGAAGUAUACUGUUGAAUGCAACACAAUUUUCAGAAUUGUAGCCUUGUCAGCUUAAUAUUCUCACAAAACACACUGCAUGCAUGGUAAAAUCUCUUAACACAUCUUACUUGCUUGGAAAUGGUUGCUUCCUCGUUCUGUGCUGAGUUCCUCAUUGUUUCCACUUCUCUCUAAUUUAAGACUGGUUUUUCUUUUUCAUUGGCAGUAAUAAAGUUACACGGACUUCAAGUAGUUGCCUUUCAUCGCUCAUUUUACUACAUAAAGGGUACCAACAUGCUAUUCACAAAUAGAAAUCAUGAACUUUGUUUAAAUCUUUUUUCUUUUGGUUUGGGGGGGAGGGGGGGAGAUGCAUUUAAAUUUCAAUUACAUGCUUUGUUCAUCGUGUUUGUUUGUGUGUUCUGUGGAGAGUAAGCAAGAGAGUACCAGUUGUAUGAUCCUAAAAUUAACAAGUUUUUUAUCAAGUGAAAUUUCCAUUCAUUAGAGUCUUUGUUGCUGAA
Molecule: messenger RNA, 3023 nt
Organism: Nelumbo nucifera (sacred lotus)
Lineage: Eukaryota; Viridiplantae; Streptophyta; Magnoliopsida; Proteales; Nelumbonaceae
Product: putative protein phosphatase 2C 35
Biological process (GO): protein dephosphorylation
Molecular function (GO): protein serine/threonine phosphatase activity; cation binding
Source: RefSeq, a predicted model, not a curated record